AUGUCUCCUUCUGCGACAGAAUCAGCUGCGGCCGGCGACGCUCCGGUCGUCGAUAACUACCCAUCCACACUCCCCCAGCCUGGCCACAACUGGCAAAUCACUCUCAAAGACAAGGUCAUCGCAAUCACCGGCGCAAACCAAGGAAUCGGUCUGGGCCUCGCCGAGGUGUGUCUUGCCAAUGGCGCGGGCAAGGUCUUCUCCAUGGACAUCAGCGAGCCGGGCGACGACUUCGCCGCGCUGGCCAAGAAAAACCCCGGCCGCUUCGAGUACGUCAAGACGGACGUGACGGACGAGGCGUCAGUGAAGGCGGCCAUCGACGAGGUGGCGACGCGGGGCGGGCGCUUCGACGGCAUGAUCGCCAACGCGGGCGCGACCAAGCACCAGCCGGCGCUCGACUUCACGCUGGAGCAGUUCGAGCGGCUCUACAAGCUCAACGUGACGGGCGCGUGGCUAUGCGCCACGUACGCGGCGCGCAAGUUCAUCGAGCUCAAGACCAAGGGGUCCGUCGUCUUCACGGCGUCCAUGACGUCGUACCGGCCCAACCGCGCCGCGCCCUCGGCCCCCUACGGCGGCACCAAGGCCGCCGUCCGCAACAUGACGCACACCCUGGCCAUGGAGUGGGCGCAGUACGGCAUCCGCGUCAACAGCAUCAGCCCCGGCUUCGUCAAGACCGCCCUCACCUACUACGUCGAGACGAGCCCGGACUGGGACCUCAAGAUGAAGUACUACGGCGGCAUGCCCCGCCUGGCGCUGCCGCAGGAGCUGGGAGGCGCAUACGUAUACCUGUUGUCCGAUACGGCGUCAUAUACUACGGGUAUCGAUAUCCCCAUCGCCGGCAUUGUUGGUGCUUGGUAA
Molecule: messenger RNA, 855 nt
Organism: Anthostomella pinea
Lineage: Eukaryota; Fungi; Ascomycota; Sordariomycetes; Xylariales; Xylariaceae
Source: the annotation of a GenBank genome assembly